Anopheles aquasalis is the source of this 2237-nucleotide messenger RNA. Its product is annotated as calnexin. Gene Ontology annotation, molecular function: calcium ion binding. The record is from RefSeq and is a predicted model, not a curated record. NCBI's taxonomy places the organism in Eukaryota, Metazoa, Arthropoda, Insecta, Diptera, Culicidae. Gene Ontology annotation, biological process: protein folding; ERAD pathway. Gene Ontology annotation, cellular component: endoplasmic reticulum; endoplasmic reticulum membrane.
GUUUUUUAGUCUUGAUAGAACUCCCCGUGCGUGAGCGCCGCUAGUGGCUCGCCUUCGGUUUUUGAUCUCCGUUUUGCGGUUAGCAACGCGUUCCGUGUUACUAAAUUGUUAUAAAAAGUGGGAAAUUCUUCACGUUUUCACCUUUUCCGUGCUCAAAAGCCAUCUUGUGGCUGUCAUUUAUACUUUCGUUUUUUUAGUCGAUGUUGACGAACCGGAGAGGGUUGCGAAGAUAUACUUAGCUUAAUCAACUUUAACCAGGAAGAUACCAAAGCAAUAAGUUUUUUUUAACACAUUAAACGGAACGCAGGUAAAUUUUGCAGUUGUUCUGGAAAUUAUAUGGCUACUUUUUAAGUGUACUUUACACAGAUUCCAUACCUUCGGUCAACAUGAAAACCGGCAAGUCGCAAUGGAAACUCCAAUUUACCAGUUUCUUGCUACUUGGGGCCAUGACGUGGUCCCUUCAUCCUACCCUUGGAAAUGAAGAAUCUUCUUCCAGCUUAAACGACGCACUAUCUGCUGAUCUUGCUGAGCAAUAUAUGACGCCUACAGUAGAUCCAUCAAGGAUGCAUUUUGCAGAACACUUCGAUGACUUAUUCGAACACGGCAACAUCGAAAAGCGCUGGAUCAAAUCAAAAGCUAGCAAAGAGGAUGUUGCUGAAGAUGUUGCAAAGUAUGACGGUGAAUGGAAGAUUGAACAACCAAUUCGAGUCAUUUUAUCCGGUGACUAUGGACUGGUACUUAAAUCGAAAGCUAAGCAUGCAGCUAUUGCUUCCCACCUACUGUUAAAUAGACCGUUUGUUUUCAAAGACAAGCCAUUGGUUUUACAGUAUGAAGUCACACUCCAAGAGGGACAAGAGUGUGGAGGGUCCUACAUUAAGUUACUUUCUGAUGGAGAUAAUUUAAAACAGUUUAACGAUAAAACCCCCUACACAAUUAUGUUCGGGCCUGACAAGUGUGGUAAUGAUGUGAAGUUACACUUCAUUUUUCGUCAUGUAAAUCCAAUUAAUGGAAGUAUUGAGGAAAAACAUUGCAACAAGCAAAAAGAGAGACUAGAUGACCUAUUCAAAGACCGACGACCGCAUUUGUAUCAACUAAUUAUCCGUCCGGAUAACACAUACACUAUACGCAUCGACCACAAAACAAUUAACGAAGGUGAUUUGUUGUCGAAUGUGACGCCUCCGGUCAAUCCACCAGCAGAAAUUGAUGAUCCAAACGAUCUCAAACCUGAAAACUGGGAUGACCGUGAAAUGAUUCCUGACCCAGAAUCAAAGAAACCCCAAGAUUGGGAUGAAAACGAACCAGCACAGAUUCCGGAUCCUAAAGCAACGAAGCCGCUUGAUUGGUUAGAUGAUUUGGAAGAAAUGGUACCAGACGAUACUGCGAUAAAACCAGACGAUUGGGAUAACGAUAUGGAUGGGGAGUGGGAACCGCCACUCAUUCCGAAUCCGCUAUGUGCAAAAGCAGUUGGCUGUGGUUUGUGGAAAGCGCCAAUGAUUUCCAACCCAAAUUACAAGGGCAAAUGGCGACCACCGCUAAUUGCAAACAUUAACUAUCAAGGCAAAUGGGCUCCUAGAAAAAUAUCCAACCCAGAUUACUUUGAAGAUUUGAACCCCUUCCGAAUGACAGCAAUAGUUGCAGUAGGAAUUGAAAUAUGGUCCAUGUCUAACGAAAUACUUUUCGACAAUAUUGUAAUCACGGAUGAUGAAUCAGUAGCCAACGAAUGGGCAUCGCAGACGUUUGAUCUCAAAUUAAAAACUCUAGAUCGUCAAGCGCAAACUCUUUGGAAUCGGGCUUUAAGAUAUAUGAACUAUAAACCGGCAUACUGGGGAGCCUACUUUAUAUACUGUUCGAUACCGAUGAUAGCAUACAUAUGGUUUCUCUGGACACGACGAGACAAAAAGAACGAUGCGAAAACGGUGUCUGGCCUCACGAAAAAAACGGAUGACUAUACUGCGACGUAUGACAAAAAUGCGAGCACUGAGUUGGAUGGAGAACGGUCAAACAAAAACGAUCUGAAUGUAACAAAAAAUCAGCAUCAUGAUAGUAAUGCCCAAGAAGAAGAUGACGGAUUAGAUGAUGAGAAAAUCAGCGGAGAAGAUGAGCGCGAGCCUGAACAAUGGAAUGAUGAAGUGAAUGAUGGAAUGGUGAAUUUUGAUGAUAUCAAAAAUGUUGAAGCUGAAGAGGGCCUGAAAAAACGUAAAGCCAGAAGAGAUUAAAAUCGAUGUAAUUAUAAUUAU